AUGGGUAUUUGCAGCAGCCGUGUGCACGGGGGGUGGCGGCAGCAGCAACAGCAGCAGCAGCAGCAGCAGCAGCAGCGCGCGGCGGCGGCUGCCUGCCUGCCGACAGCAGCUGCAGCAGCAGCAGCAGCUGCUGCUGCUGCAGCUGCUGCAGCUGCUGUAGCUGCUGUUGUUGUUUUUAUACUCAGCAGCAGCAACGCCGUGCAACAGCAGCAGCAGCAGCAGCAGCAGCAGCAGCAGCAGCAGCAGCAGCUCCACUUCGCCUAUUGGGGUAUAAAACCUACACCAUCUGGGUCCUGCAGCAGCAGCAGCAGCAGCAACAACAACAACAGCAGCAGCAGCAGCAACAGCCACAGCGGCGGCAGCAGCAGCAGUUGCAGCAGCAGCAGAAGAUUCAGCAGCAGCAGUAGCUGCAGCAGAAGUAGCAGCACCAGUAGUUGCAGCAGCAGCAGUAGCAGCACCAGUAGUUGCAGCAGCAGCAGCAGCAGUAGCAGCACCAGUAGUUGCAGCAGCAGCAGCAGUAGCUGCAGCAGCAGUAGCAGCACCAGUAAUUGCAGCAGCAGCAGCAGCAGCAGCAGCAGCAAGAGCGGCAGCGGCAGCAUAUGUGGCGGGCGGCGCAGCAGCAGCAGCAGCAGCAGCAGCAGCCGCCGCCUAACACUACCGAUUCCUAAGAGAAGAAACCCUCUUCGCAGCGUCAAGGCAGCGCAGCAGCAGGGAUAUGAUGGGGUGUAUAUACACUCAAAAUUGAAUAUAUCUUUUUGUCUCUCUUCGCCUUCUCAUUCGUCUGAAGUCUCAACAGCAGAUGAACUCGAAGAAGCAUCGCAGGUCCCAGCAGCAGCAGCAGCAGCAGCAAAGGCAGCAAAGGCAGCAAAGACCGCAGCAGCUGCUGGUGGUUGUGGUAGUUCAGCAGCAGCAGCAGCAGAUGCUUCUGCUGCUGCAGCUGCAACUGCUGUCGCUGCUGCUGCUGCUGCAGUAGGGGGAGGCAUGCAGCAUCAGCAGCAGCAGCAACAGCAACAGCAGCAACAGCGGCAGCAACAGCAGGACCCGUAUCCGCCUUCGCAGGAUCAGCGUCCGUUGCAGCCGCAUCAUGUGCUGCUGCUGCAGCAUCAGCAGCAACAUCCUCAACAUCAGCAGCAACAUCAGCAGCAUCAGCAGCAUCAGCAGCAACAGCAGCAUCAGCAGCAUCAGCAGCAACAGCAGCAGCAGAAGUAUACAGUGGGCCUCUAUGUGUGA
Eimeria acervulina is the source of this 1230-nucleotide messenger RNA. RefSeq lists its product as hypothetical. Lineage: Eukaryota; Apicomplexa; Conoidasida; Eucoccidiorida; Eimeriidae. The coding region runs from base 1 to 1230 and encodes 409 amino acids. The transcript is spliced from 4 exons. The record is from RefSeq and is a predicted model, not a curated record.